Aspergillus steynii IBT 23096 is the source of this 1451-nucleotide messenger RNA. RefSeq lists its product as uncharacterized. The transcript is spliced from 2 exons. Bases 350 to 1225 code for a protein of 291 amino acids. The record is from RefSeq and is a predicted model, not a curated record. NCBI's taxonomy places the organism in Eukaryota, Fungi, Ascomycota, Eurotiomycetes, Eurotiales, Aspergillaceae.
CCCGAUGUCAUCCAGCGCCGCCUGACCGUCUUUCUUUUUUCUUUUUCCUCUCUCUCUCUCUCUCUCUCUCUCUCUUUCUCCGAUGCUGCAGAAAUACCCUCCUGCCCCCCGCUUUGGCUCGUAUUGACUUCCGGCAUCCAUCGACCUGCGGAUUACGACCAGGGGCAUCUCGGAAUUAAACCCCUUGCAUCGCGUGCGUCUGGCCGUCGUACAAUACCAUCCAUCCUCUGCGCUUAAUUUGCCUUUUUUGGCUUUUGUAUCUUUUAUAUAUACAUUCAUACGAUUUCUUCAAAACAAGGAGGAACAGGACAUAUUGGGAAGCUGUUAGUAGAAAGUUGUCGGUUCAAAGAUGGAGCACUCGCCAUAUCCACCCCAGUUGGACCAACUCUCGCCCCCGGAAUCCAUCGCCAGCCAAACCUGUGACGUCGAUACCAGUGCUCAUGUCGCCGACUUGAGAAAUGAUGCACUGCCAUUAUCAGAACGGAUCGCUGGCCUGGCUCAUCUAGUAUCGCAGAAUACCCAGAUAUCAAGUGACGACUCCACGACGCUUCACCAACACCUCGACUCGAUCGAAUCGCUACUUGAUCCUCGCCCUCGAUUAACGCAAGAGGUCGCCAAGUGUCGCCCUUCAAGUCCCCAGUCAGAUGCUACGAAACAGCCUCCGGGGAGUCCCCCGGAAACUCCUGCAACGGAUCCUGUUCGUUCCGCCAAUGAACUUUCGCAAGCCCAGCUCUCGGCCGUGCUUAGCGAGGUAACUGCGCUUGGUGCAGAAUUCUGCCAGCGUCGGAGCGAAUCUUCACAUAUAUAUGAUCAGUUCACCAGUGAAUGCAAACGGCUGGCACGGAGGAUAUCUGAUCUGGAAGAAGAAAUUGAUGAGUUAAACGCAGACAUCAGAGAAGGAUCGGCAGAGCGGGAAGCCCUGGAUGGCACUGUUCGCGGAUUCGAGAGCUGGAUCGAUGGGUGGCAAAGACAGCAUGAUCAGGCCGCUGUCAAGAGAUCCAGCCAGAGGAGGUGGAUGAAACGUAAGACAGACGACCCUAUUGAAAGUAACACAGAAACGCUGCUAGAGGGGAUAACCGCAUGGAUGCGCGGGUGGGAAGAUGCCCAAGAAGGCAUCCGUAACCGAGAACGAGAGCGAAGAUUGAGAAGGGAAGAGAGACGAAACAUCCCACCGGAAGCUGAUAAGGGAAAGUCACCAGUACCGCCAGGACAUCUGUCGAAGUGAUGUAGAGGUUGUCGCAUUUGAAGACUAAGACUGGUCCAGUGGUCAAGACUGUAACGACGCCCAUCGGCCCUUGCAGGAACAGGAUUCCGCCCCAACGACUUGCUGGGGCUCCGGCAUUGCGUUGAAGAUGAAUACGGGCUCUCUGGCAUCCGGCGACCAUGCCGAGUAAAAAAAAGAAAAGAAAGAAAGAAGAUAAUGAUACAUUUCACAAGCAGUUCGAAAAAUC